Mesorhabditis belari is the source of this 708-nucleotide messenger RNA. NCBI's taxonomy places the organism in Eukaryota, Metazoa, Nematoda, Chromadorea, Rhabditida, Rhabditidae. The record is from the annotation of a GenBank genome assembly.
AUGGAUCUGGGCGAGAAGCCACCUGCCUACGCGGAAGUUCAACAGGAUGAGUUCACAAAGCAAGAUUUUGUCGAUCUAAUGAAACACUUCUACAAAAAGGAUUGGAUGACUGGCACUGGCGGUGCGAUGGGGAUUCGAAUCGGUGAUGAGCUCUGGAUUAGUCCAUCCGGUGUGCAAAAAGAGCGAAUAAAGCCAUCCGAUAUUUUUAUCUAUGAUUUUAAAACGUUGACAAUUCUGCAACAACCAAAAAAUCAAAGAAUAAAAGCUUCUGCAUGCGGGCAUCUCUUUGUUGAAAUCAUGAAAAGAAGAGAUGUGAAAUGUGUGAUCCAUACGCAUUCGCUCGCUUCCAAUCUCGUCACAACCGAGAGAUCCUCCUUCUUCACGCCUUCGAACAAAUGGAAAACCCAUGAACAAGAAUACAUCAAAGGAAUCUACAAUCCGGUAGAGAAGAGGAACUAUCGUUACAGUGAAACGGUGAAAGUGCCGAUUGUCGAGAACACGGAUACGGAAGAUCAGCUUUUGCCUCAACUCUGCGAUGUUCUUGAUGAACAUCCAGAGGCGACAGCGAUGCUCGUCAAGAAUCACGGGGUUUUCGUUUGGGGUGACUCGUGGGAGCAAACGAAAAUCAUGCUUGAAUGCUACGAUUAUCUCUUCGCAUUGUCUGUCGAAAUGCGAAAAUUUCCUGUCGCUAGCCGAACUUUAAUUGGA